GGCGCCAAGCCCUCCAGCGCCCCGGACCCCCGAGCAACCUACCGAGCAACCCCCACCACUUUCUCAUCACCCCCGCCUUCUCGGCCCAGCUGCACUCCGCAUCCAGGUAGACUUCGAUUGACCAUCACUGCAACCCUGCCACUCUACCGACCCCUACUAAAGACGAAGCGCGUCAUCAGGUGCUCUGAGGAACACCUUUCUCUGACCGGCUAUUCUCUUCCGCUCAGCUUCCUGAUCUCGUGUCAUUUCAGCCCGCUACCCAUCAGCGAUACCUACUCGUGCGCAACCGAAGAAGUCAACCCAACCCAACACCCCAUCCGUGACCACCACCGCUCCGAUAUCUGUAGUAGUGUUCGAGUCGACGACGACCAUGGCCGACCAAUCCGAGACCGGCCUCCCGCCCAACUGGGAGGUGCGCCACAGCCAGUCCAAGAACCUGCCCUACUACUUCAACGCGGCCGAGAAGGUUUCCCGCUGGGAGCCGCCCGCAGAGACCGAUACAGAGAAGCUCAAGAUCUACAUGGCCGAGUACCACAGCAACAAAGGCCUGGCCACGGGCACCGGCGAGGACCGCCAGCCGGGUAAAAUCCGCGCCGCCCACCUGCUCGUCAAGCAUCGUGACAGCCGCCGACCCUCGAGCUGGCGUGAGAAUACCAUCACCCGCAGCAAGGAGGACGCCUACGAAAUUAUCAAGGCUCACGAGGUCCGCAUCAAGAACGGCGACAUUUCGCUCGGCCAACUCGCCCUCACCGAGUCCGAUUGCAGCAGCGCCCGCAAGCAGGGAGAUCUGGGGUUUUUCGGCCAGGGAGACAUGCAAAAGGAAUUCGAGGACGCCGCGUUCGCGUUACGGGAAGGCGAGGUGUCCGGGAUUGUUGACACAGCCAGCGGGCUACACCUGAUCGAGAGGCUCGAGUAAGCCUCCUUGAACGAGUUGCGAAGGAUCUGGUCCUGUAUGGUUUGCCACGCAUUUGCCUGAGAACACUAGCAGCCAUAGCGUGCCUGUUACAGCAAGAUUACGUUGAUGUGCCACGCUGAUAAGAACCG
Messenger RNA from Chaetomium fimeti, 1044 nucleotides. RefSeq lists its product as uncharacterized. Lineage: Eukaryota; Fungi; Ascomycota; Sordariomycetes; Sordariales; Chaetomiaceae. The transcript is spliced from 3 exons. Gene Ontology annotation, molecular function: peptidyl-prolyl cis-trans isomerase activity; protein binding. Bases 371 to 916 code for a protein of 181 amino acids. The record is from RefSeq and is a predicted model, not a curated record. Gene Ontology annotation, cellular component: cytosol; nucleus.